GGACUGCCUUUUUCUCCGGGGAGGAUGCCGCAGUCCCCGAGUCCGUCGCCAUGUAUUCCACAGACCCACUGCUUGGAAUAUUCCGGCGCGGGACCUGCAACAUCACGUUCAGCGUAGCGGCAUCGAAGCUUGUGGACGGUGCACUCUCCGUGUACGCAAUUGGCGCGCGACGCAACCGAACGCUGUUCAGGUUGUCUGCUAACGGCACGGCGAACAGUUGGCAGAGUGUUCAGGCUGCCUCACUCACCCUCAGAGCCAUCAACGAGACUGUACAGGUCCAGUUGGCAUUCGCCACCAGAGCUGGCGGUGGCUGGGGACAUAUUUUCAUCGAUGAUCUCCAGAUUUCAUGUUGCAGAGAGACUGCAAUGUGCAAAGAGAUUAACCCGUUGAAGUUUAGGACUUUCCCCAAACGUUGGACACUGGGAGCCUGGAAGAUAUCAAGCGGAAUGCAAGACAACCGUAGUACGAAUGUCUUUCACUCCCAUGAGAAUUCCUCAAAUCCGGAAUCCAUAGCUUCAUACUCCACCAGCCCCUUGCAAAGCGCAUACAUGCGCGGCAUAUGCAACAUCACCUUCAGCGUGAUGGCGUCGAACUUCGUCGACGGUGCGCUGGUCGUGUACGAAAUCGCCACGGGCCACAAUCGAUUGCUGUUCAACAUGUCCGCAAGUCAAGCCAACGGUACUGGGCCUAAUGUUCACCGAGUUCAGAGUCGCUUGUGCCCAUUCCGAAGUUUUAGUGGUCGGAUGAGGUUGCAACUAAGGUUCGUCACCAGAGCCGGCGGUGGCUGGGGAGAUAUCUACAUCGAUGACAUGCUCAUCGUGUGUUGCCGAACGAAUGCCACGAAAAGACCUUCCAAUUCGACAGCGGCAUUUCGGAUCGGUGCAAGCCCGUCACCAGGUACACCAGCCUCCAAGACACCGUCUGUAGCCACUGCAAGCGCUAGAGUGCAUGCGAAACCCACCGCAUCACCCGUGCAUAGAGCUGAAGAGAGUUCUGCCGUGGCAGCAACGCUAUCCAAACCGUCCCACCCAGCAACGCAAACAACCCCGACCAGUACACAAACACCAAACCAAACACGCACUCACGCCGGAAAUCAAACGAGCACUCCCACACAAGGACGAGCAACCCUGCGGGCGCCAGCGCACACAAAAACGCAGUCGCCAACUCAAAUAAACGCACAAACACCAGCGCCAACAAGAACUCCCGCACAGACACAAACAAGUAUGCGCACACCACUCCAAACAUCUGACCACACACCACUCCAAACAGGUGACCACACACCACUCCAAACAUCUGACCAGACACCACUCGAAACAGGUGACCACACACCACUCCACACAGGUGACCACACACCAACCCAAGCAGGAACCGAGCUGGUACGCGCUACCCCAGCACAAGGAAAUACGUCAAGCGCCUCAUCUACACCUCCAAACAGUCCCCAGGUCGGGCAAGAUGCUUCUCUACCGUCUGCACACGCGCCAUCACCUCUGCCACACCCUGCACAUCCGCACGCCAACACCGCUGGCAAGAAGACGGUCGUGCCCCGUGACGCCAAGUCUUCCGGGGGUCACGGCGGUAACUUUGCGGAACUCGUCUGCGGCGCUGCCGCCCUCGGCUGCCUGCUCGUCAUACUCGGAAUGCUAGUGUUGUUCCGGAAAACGCUUCUGAAGACGGUGUCAAGCGCUACACUCGGCCUGACCUGCGUACAGAAAACUCCCAUUGUCCAAGCCGAUCCACCACGCGUGCGCAACUCGUACUACGCAGCGCAGAUUUCAAUGUCCCUGAGCACAAUCGUUCCUCCGCCGGACGAGCAGAAUGUCUACGAUGAUGCUGGCAACACAGAUGAGCCAGCUAGCUAUCACGCUAGCGGCACACAUGGGCAAAAUGUCUAUGACGCUGCCACUGACGCCAACAUGGCGAAUGUGUAUGAUGCUGCUGGAGAUGCAGUCACUCCAAAUGCCUACGACGCCGCCGAGCGCAGGUUCCAUUACGAUGGCCUGGAGCCGGAAGACUUGUCCAGCGGCAGUUUACAUUGUGGCAAGCGCGGAUUAUCGCCACCCAAUAGCACUAGCUCUGACGGGCCUUUAAGGACGGCGUCGGUAAACAAGCAAAGCACAUUCCUUCAAGCGUUUGAUGAAUCAGACUCGGGGUACGACGGGUUGUACAACACCAACGCUGCACAUGCUCUAAGCAGCUUACCGCCAGCAACCCCAAAGCCAACCCUGUUCCUCCAACCCAGCGAUGACCAAGACGCUCUAUAUGAUGGCCUAUACACUGGCAGGCCUGGUAUGGAGUCUGCAGAACCCUGCUACGCUACUCCAAGAAAGGUCAGCUCCGCAUCGUAUUUCGUCUACGGGGCGACCGCCGAGAGCAGUGUUGAUUAGCAAGUACCCUCCCGUGGCCGUACACAGCCAAUGCCUAGCACCUGCUUUCCCUGGAGCAACAACACACUACACUGCCCCUGCCAGAGGCUCUGAGCGUGAAGCGCAAGCACUCUUUUGAUUUCAUGAUGCAAGUGGCGAGCAUGCCAUUACUGAAUUUAUAAAUUGUUUUUUGUUUGAACUUAGAACUCUAGGUUACAGUGUUUAAAGCAAUCGCUUAGUACUGACUUGUAUUGCUUAUAGCUACUGUUUUACUUCCUUGCAUUAUAGCAUCAUUAGACCCAGUGUUAUGGAUACCCACAGACCCAGAGAACACAUGUCAUGAUGAUAUGGCAGGUGUUCAAUUUCUAUUCUCCUUGUUUUCUCUCUGUCUCUGUCUCCCUCACGGUCUCGCGCUCUGUCUCCCUGUCUCCCUCUCGGUCGGUCUGUCUGUCUGUCUGUCUGUCUGUCUGUCUGUCUGUCUGUCUGUCUGUCUGUCUGUCUGUCUGUCUGUCUGUCUGUCUGUCUGUCUGUCUGUCUGUCUGUCUGUCUGCUGUCUGUCUCUCUGUCCGUCUCUGACUGUCUCUCUCAUCAGCUGGACACACAAACACACACAAACACACACACACACACACACACACACACACACACACACACACACACACACACACACUGCACCAGCCCUCAGCGUGAAAAUUCCUCGUUAAAAUUUCCUCCUGCUCCUCAGGUGCACUCCGAUGGUUUUCUGGCUACCUGCCAUACGCCUGAAGGUUUUUAGAACCUUGCUGUGUUGAUGGACUGCAUCCUUCACCAGCCUACUAGAACGAAAUUCGUCUCUUCAGACAAGCUGUUCAGGAAUCGCCCCUCAUCCAUUUACGGUCUUGGGCGUUCACUGUUGAUACCAAUUCGGCGCUGCCAGUUUUUGCCGAGACUUCAAAUAACUACCCCAGCUAACCUUUUUUCAUAUCCCGAAUAGACCAUCCAUUUCCCAUCCCCUGUUCGACAGAGGUCAUAUGGCCCGAUCAUGGGGAAAAUUAUGUUUUCAUGCCACUCACCCUGUGGGCCACACUAGACCUCAUUAUUGUUAGGUUCCAUGCACAAUAACCGUAUUUUUGAUGCCCAGCUAGAUUUCAGCCAAUGCCCUUAUUUUGUACUUCUGCUCUUGUUGGCCACAAGCCAACGCGAGGCUAAAGAUUCCAGGUUUAUCACAGAACUCAUCAUUCGCCAUACAUACAAUCAUCGUUAUUAGUUUCUAUCUCGUUCAUAAAUCUC
Messenger RNA from Sycon ciliatum, 3632 nucleotides. RefSeq names its product mucin-4-like. Lineage: Eukaryota; Metazoa; Porifera; Calcarea; Leucosolenida; Sycettidae. The transcript has 12 exons. The record is from RefSeq and is a predicted model, not a curated record. Bases 51 to 2384 code for a protein of 777 amino acids.